CGAGGAGAAAGAACCCAUGACGAUCGACGUCGUUCUCCGCAGCGUGCCUCUCCACCUCACCGACGCCCAGCUGUGUGCUCUCCUCGGCGUCGAGACGGUCACCCGCUUCCGGCGCACGUCCGGCCCGUCCGAGAAGCAAAAUCCUCUCCACCUCGUGCGGGCGUGCUGCCGAAGCGAGAGUCAGGCGGAGCAGCUUCUGCUGCAGGGUCGCGUGAGUCUUGACGGGCAGGAGUGCGCCGUGGAGCGACCAAAGGCGGCCUCAGACAGCUCCGCACCCCGCGGCGCGUACCCGGCCUUCACGCCUUCGGACGAGGCGUGGCUUCUGCGGCACCACCGCGCCAAGGUCCUCAACUCUCCCGUCCCCGUGGUUGGCGUGGCGGCCCCCACUGCGGAAGGGGCCCCCCCCCCCCCCCCUCCCCCCGCGCGCGGUACGCCCGCGGUCCUCGUGUGCUAUCCGCUGCGCAUGACGGAGCGCUGCGGCGCCGGCGCCGACGGGACCCACGCGGCGCGGCGCUGCGCCGAGGGGACCCACGCGGCGCGGCGCGAGACGAGGGGCGGCUCGGCGAACAAGUGGAGAGGUGGGGCGCUGGCGGGCGGGCGGGGCUUAUGACGGAGCCUCCUCUGCUGAGGGUGUGAACGGCGUCUCUUCAUGGCUGCUGCUGUGAGCAGGCACCAUACACACCGUGGCGAGCGAGUGCGGUGUGAACGGCGUCUCUUCACGGCUGCAGCUGUGAGCAGGCACCAUACACACCGUCACGAGCGAGUGCGGUGUGAACGGCGCCUCUUCACGGCUGCAGCUGUGAGCAGGCACCAUACACACCGUGGCGAGCGAGUGCGGUGUGAACGGCGUCUCUUCACGGCUGCAGCUGUGAGCAGGCACCAUACACACCGUGGCGAGCGAGUGCGGUGUGAACGGCGCCUCUUCACGGCUGCAGCUGUGAGCAGGCGGGACCCGUGGCCGAACCUCUUCUGGCUAGUCGACCCGCGGCUCUUCCAGUGCGCCCGAGCGCUGCAGAACUUGCGGCGCUGGCGCGGCGGCCUCCUCUCUUCACGGCGAGGGGCGACACUAGGCCAGCCGUGGGCGGUGGAGGCGCUGCGGGACGCGGGCGUGGGCGGGCUGCGCUACACGUCCCAGGUCAAGUGCUUGCACGCGCACCUGGCGCACGCCUUGGCGGGCGGCGCAAACCCGGUGGGAGAGCGAGUGCUAAGGCUGGUGCGCGAGGGCGAGGGCGAGAAGCGGCAGUAGACUAGAGUGGCCAAAAGAGCUAAGGUGGCGCACAGACACAUAUAAAGGUGAAAAUGUGCA
Molecule: messenger RNA, 1306 nt
Organism: Emiliania huxleyi CCMP1516
Lineage: Eukaryota; Haptophyta; Isochrysidales; Noelaerhabdaceae
Exons: 5
Coding region: 650-1246 (198 amino acids)
Source: RefSeq, a predicted model, not a curated record